Molecule: messenger RNA, 303 nt
Organism: Rotaria sp. Silwood2
Lineage: Eukaryota; Metazoa; Rotifera; Eurotatoria; Philodinida; Philodinidae
Source: the annotation of a GenBank genome assembly
AUGAAAUUGUUUUUAUAUGCAAAAGAACAUCAUUUUGCUAUUCCAUCUUUUAAUGUAACAUCUUCAUCAGCUAUAAAUGCAGUUCUUGAAGCUGCUCGAGAUGCUAAAUCACCUGUUAUUAUACAAUUAUCACAAGGUGGAGCUCAAUUUUUUGCUGGAAAAGGUCUUAGCAAUGAUGGUCAAGCAGCAAGUAUUUUAGGUUCUGUUGCUGCAGCCCAUCAUGUACGAAAUGUAGCUAAAGCAUAUGGUGUACCUGUCAUUCUUCAUAGUGAUCAUUGUGCCAAGAAAUUAGAACCAUGGUAA